Leptosia nina is the source of this 492-nucleotide messenger RNA. The record is from the annotation of a GenBank genome assembly. NCBI's taxonomy places the organism in Eukaryota, Metazoa, Arthropoda, Insecta, Lepidoptera, Pieridae.
AUGUUGGUACAACUGAGCUCAUUUCGUAUUCUCAUUCGCUUCUGGCCGAACUCCAUCGACCGCGUUCAGAACUGGAAAGGAUUCCACGCGUUCUUUAAACUUUACCGGUGUUCUUCGAGGCAUUCGCUCGUUCACAUACCGCGGGAGGACGCGGGCUGGCGAAUUCGAGGAAUACACGGAGGCCGCGGCGAGCGACCUGAAACCCCCCUACCACUGCGUGUCGUAUCCGACGAAGGCGCCGAUAAUAUUGCCGUUCAAAGUUGUUGCAAUACAUCACUUGUUUUGACCUAUACCUUCACGAAUAGUCAAUGCAAAACCGUCGUUGUACGUCGUUUGGAGAAAGGCUCGCACCAAAUAGAGUGUAAAACGAAACGACAUAAGACGGAGUGGUUCGAUGCAAGUGCGACGAUGCAUUAUGCAGUUGGCGUCGAUAGAAUUACUGAAAGUCUGCAUCAUCAUAAACUAAGUUUGGCUAAUACUUUGAGAGUUUAG